AUGGCUGCGACAGUAUUGAGAAACGCAUUUGAAGCUGUAAGCGACGCGUUGUUGAUCGCGAUGGUGCUAAAAGGACUACCAAGUAACUUUAAGACGUUCUCGGCGACUGUUGUCCAACGCGACAAGCAAAUGACGUUUGUGGAGUUUAAGGUCGCAUUGCGUAGCAACGAAGAGAGCGAGAAAAGUAGAAACAGUAGCAGCGAGACGGGAGAAAAUAUUAUGGUAACGAAGUACGGCGAGAAAUUUGACGGAGCUUGUUGUAAGUGUGGAAGAAAGGGGCACAAAAAGUCUGAAUGUUGGUCGAAGUCGGGAAAGAACGGAAACGGAAAGUGGUGCAGUCGCUGUAGAAACAAAACGCAUGAUACGAAGCAAUGCCGAUCAAAUAUGGGGAGAUUCAGCGAAGAAAGCCGAAGAUCAAGGAAGAACGAAGAUUGAGAACAAUGGACACAUGUUUACAUUUAAAGUUAGUGACUGUGGUACAAGUUUUAGUAACAAUUUUUUAGUAGAUACUGGCGCUACUAGCCAUAUUGUAAAUGAUAUAUCUAAGUUCAUAUGUUUUGAUGAAGAUUUCGACGCAAAUGCGCACAUUAUAGAGCUCGCAGAUGGCAGUAAGUGA
This is a messenger RNA of Paramuricea clavata, 616 nucleotides long. The record is from the annotation of a GenBank genome assembly. NCBI's taxonomy places the organism in Eukaryota, Metazoa, Cnidaria, Anthozoa, Malacalcyonacea, Plexauridae.